Messenger RNA from Girardinichthys multiradiatus, 2981 nucleotides. It is a transcript of the gene afg2a, whose product is annotated as spermatogenesis associated 5. Gene Ontology annotation, cellular component: cytoplasm. NCBI's taxonomy places the organism in Eukaryota, Metazoa, Chordata, Actinopteri, Cyprinodontiformes, Goodeidae. Bases 158 to 2839 code for a protein of 893 amino acids. The transcript has 18 exons. Gene Ontology annotation, molecular function: ATP hydrolysis activity; ATP binding. The record is from RefSeq and is a predicted model, not a curated record.
GUGGAGCUGAGAGCAGGUGACAGCGCACGACAAGGCCCGAACUUUACAGCCGAACCGCUCUCUGAGCAGCGGGGACAGUCUGGACAGGAAGGCACAGGCGGCCAUCUUCCAGAAAACUAGAAGAACGACUGUUUAUAAAAAUAUCUCCAAGGUGAUCAUGUCCUCCAAGAAGAAUAAAAGCAAAUCAAAAAGACCGAGUGAGGGGGAUAAUUCACUGGGACAGAAGGAUGAGUCCUGCAAUCUGCAAACAUCUGGACUGGAUGGAGGAAGAAGCAGAAGUUCCGACUGCAACUCAUUCUCUGUUAUAGAUUUCAUUGAAAACGCCGAUGACAAAACACCAAAAAGUUGCCGAUGGACUUUAGCCCAGCUGAGCCUCAGUUCUAUGAAGCCGGCCGGUGUUUGUAUCGGGAGACCAGUCCUGCUGACGAGUCCGUCGGGGCAACAAGAGGUGUGUUUGGGUUGGCCUGUUGCAUCGUUUCCAGGGGGAAAAGUUGGUCUUCAGAAAUGUGCUCAGAACAAUCUGAAGGUUAAGCUGAGGGAGGUGGUGACGCUGCACCCGGUAACGGGUCCCGUGGUCCAGAUUGAAGAGGUGGUUCUCUCUAAUCGCUCUAAAGAUGACACAACGGAUACAGAUGAAUUCAAGAACUUCUUUGUGAGGACUCUGGUUGGAAGCAUCAUCUUGCCCGGGAAUGUUGUCUCUUUGAGUUAUUUUGGCCGGUCCUGCAGUCUGUGGGUCGAAACUAUAAAAGGAGAGGAUGGUGUCACCUUGCAGAGAUGCUCUCCUCCUCUGGGAGCGAACGAGGAAGACUCCUCAGUUUUGAACUCCACAUCAGCUGACCUCUCCUUGCAGCUCAGCAUGCUCACUGUAGAUGACGACGGCGAUGUAGCACCAGGCACACCUGGAGGGCCAGGUCCAGCAGCCAGUACCCCCUGCCGAGCGGGCCCUCCUCCUUCCGUCUCGUCGCCUGCUGAUCCCCUCACGCCUUCCUCCACCUCCCUGAAUCCCUCCACCGCCGAGUCUGCAGAAGAUGUCAGUCCAGACCAUUUCAUUACUUCAGCGCAGCCUGGAAAUGCGUCCACAGCACCUCCUCCUGGUUUUAGUUGUAGUGACACGUUCUACUCUGUCACAUGUUCCACUAAAGUCAGGUUUAACAGCAGAGAAUGGCAAAAAGACUCGGAUGAAGAAGCCCCCAAGUCAAAGGUCACAUACAGCAUGAUCGGUGGUCUGAGCAGCCAGCUGGACGUCAUCAGAGAAACCAUCGAGCUCCCCCUGAAACAACCCGAGCUGUUUUCCAACUACGGUAUCUCACCUCCUCGAGGGGUACUCCUUUACGGGCCACCAGGCACAGGGAAAACUAUGAUUGCACGAGCCAUAGCCAACGAGGUCGACGCUCACAUGGUGGUGAUCAACGGCCCGGAGAUCAUCAGCAAAUUUUACGGCGAAACAGAAGCGAGGCUGAGACAGAUAUUCACCGAAGCAUCUCAGAGGCAGCCUGCGAUCAUCUUCAUAGAUGAGCUGGAUGCUUUGUGCCCAAAGCGAGAAGGAGCCCAGAAUGAGGUGGAGAAGCGGGUUGUCGCUUCUCUCCUGACGCUGAUGGAUGGCAUCGGAUCAGAGGGUCACUCAGGCCAGCUGUUGGUUUUGGGGGCCACAAACAGGCCCCAGGCCCUCGACCCUGCCCUGCGCAGGCCGGGACGCUUUGACAAGGAGUUGGAGGUGGGAGUACCUGGUAGUGCAGAGCGGGCCGAUAUUCUGCAGAAGCUGCUGGGUCUGGUGCGGUGCAGCGCCACCACAAAAGAGCUGAUGCAGCUGGCGGACGUCGCUCACGGAUACGUUGGAGCGGAUCUCGCUGCUGUUUGCAAGGAAGCAGGUCUGCAUGCACUGAGACGAGCUCUGGGAAUUUCACACCAAGCGUCUGACCAGCAGCUGAUGGGGACAGUGACUAUCUCUCUGCAGGACCUCCAGUGGGCAAUGACUGUUGUAAAGCCCAGUGCAAUGAGAGAGGUUGCUAUCGACGUGCCCAAGGUCCGCUGGUCAGACGUUGGUGGGAUGGCAGAGGUGAAGCUGAAACUGAAGCAGGCCGUGGAGUGGCCCCUGAGGCACCCCGAGGCCUUUACCCGCAUGGGGAUUCAACCACCGAAAGGAAUCCUGCUCUAUGGGCCCCCAGGCUGCUCCAAAACCAUGAUAGCCAAGGCCCUGGCUAAUGAAAGUGGUCUCAACUUUCUGGCUAUUAAAGGUCCAGAAUUACUGAGCAAAUAUGUUGGGGAGUCUGAAAGAGCAGUUCGAGAGGUGUUUCGGAAGGCGAGGGCCGUCGCUCCCUCUAUCGUCUUCUUUGAUGAGAUCGAUGCUCUCGCCAGCGAAAGAGGAAGCUCCGCAGGUUCCGGCGGUGUAGGCGAUCGGGUACUGGCUCAGCUUCUGACAGAAAUGGACGGCAUCGAGCAGCUCCGAGACGUCACCGUGCUGGCUGCCACCAACCGACCCGACAUGAUUGAUAAGGCUCUGAUGCGUCCAGGCCGCCUUGACCGGAUCGUCUAUGUUCCUCUUCCUGAUGCUUCGACCAGACAGGAGAUAUUUUCCCUGCAGUUCCGUAACAUGCCCAUAGCAGCUAACGUUUCCCUCGAUGAGCUAGUGACUCGGACCAACAAGUAUUCAGGAGCAGAAAUAACAGCAGUAUGCAGAGAGGCCGCCCUCCUGGCCCUGCAGGAGGACAUCAAAGCCGAGCACAUCGAGGCCAGACACUUUGAAAGUGCACUGAACACAGUGAAGCCCCGAAUCCCCGACUCGCUCAUCCAGUCAUACACCAGCUAUCAGCAGCAACACAGUGGCCUCUGCUCCUUCUGACGACACCACUCUGGGCUCAUUAAUACUGUAGUAGCACAGAUUUUACAAGGCAUAUUACAUAUUGAAUUUUGAUCCAAAUGUAUAUACAAAAUUGUUAUUAUUUGUGCUUCAAAAUAAAACUUUGGACAUUUUGUGACUAUCA